This is a messenger RNA of Corvus hawaiiensis (hawaiian crow), 1749 nucleotides long. RefSeq names its product sal-like protein 3. Gene Ontology annotation, biological process: regulation of transcription by RNA polymerase II. The record is from RefSeq and is a predicted model, not a curated record. Gene Ontology annotation, cellular component: nucleus. Lineage: Eukaryota; Metazoa; Chordata; Aves; Passeriformes; Corvidae. The transcript has 3 exons. Gene Ontology annotation, molecular function: RNA polymerase II cis-regulatory region sequence-specific DNA binding; DNA-binding transcription factor activity, RNA polymerase II-specific. Bases 31 to 1734 code for a protein of 567 amino acids.
UCCCCGCUGGCCCCCUCCCCUCCCCCGCCCAUGGCGCCGCCGGCGCCGCCGGAGCUGCGGCUGAUCCUGGAGGAGCUGCGGCAGCUGCACCAGCGCCAGCUGCUCCAGAUGCAGCUGACCCAGGACAUCUGCCGCCAGCUGCUGCUCCUGGGGGCGCUGGAGCCGCCGCGGCCGCCCCAGAAACCCCCCCCGGGCCCCCACUUCCUGCUCUUCCCGCCUUUCCCCAAGCCGCAGCGCUCCGGCAUCGCCGUGGCCUUGGCGUCCACGCUGGGCUCCAUGACGUCGUUGGCGUCCACGUUGGGGUCGUCGUUGGGGUCGACGUCGUCGUUGGGCUCGGCGGCGUCAUUGGGGUCGACGGCGGGGUCAGCGUUGGGUUCUUCGUCAUCGUUGGGUUCAACGUUGGGUUCGAGGUCAUCGUUGGGUUCAACGUUGGGUUCGUCGCCAUCGUUGGGUUCAACGUUGGGUUCAAGGUCAACGUUGGGGUCAACGUUGGGUUCUUCGUCAUCGCUGGGUUCAACGUUGGGCUCAAGGUCAACGCUGGGGUCAACGUUGGGUUCGUCGCCAUCGUUGGCCCCGGCGUUGCCGCCGUUGGGUUCCCCGUCGCCGCUGGCCCCGCGGCCGGCCCCGCCGCGCCCCCCGAGCGCCGCGGGGCCCCGGCACGGCUGCGGGUUCUGCGGGAAGCCGUUCGGCAGCGCCAGCGCGCGGCAGAUCCACCUGCGCUCGCACACGGGCGAGCGGCCGUUCCGCUGCGACCUCUGCGGCGGCCGCUUCACCACCCGCGGCAACCUCAAGGUGCACCUGCGGCGGCACCGCGAGAGGGGCCCGGCGCCGCGCCGGGGGGACGGAGACGGCGGCGGGGGAGCGCCGAGGGCGGAGGUCCCCCCGGAAGUGACCGACCCCCCCCAGCCUCCGGCCACGCCCCCCCUGCCCAGCCCGGGGGGUCAAGAGGUCAAACCAAGCCCCGCCCCCUUCCCCAAGCUCCUCCUCCUGCGCCCGCCCGGCCCCGCCCACGACGAGAACGCCCCGCCCCCUCCUGGCCCCGCCCCCAACCCCCGCGGCCCCGCCCUCUCCGAGACCUCCAAGCUGCAGGAAUUGGUGGAAAAAUUGGAAUUUCCGGAAUUCCCGCCCUCCUGCCCCUCCCCCUCCUGCCAAGGGAGCUUCCGGAACAUUCCCGGGGCGGUUUUGGGCGGGAAUCCCGCGAUUUCGGGCGGGGGGUCCCUCGGUUUUGGGCGGGAACUCUCCGAAUUUGGGCGGGAAUCCCUCGGUUUUGGGCGGGAAUUCUCAGGGUUCGGGCGGGAAUUGCCCAAUCCUGGGCGGGAACCCCCCGGUUUUGGGCGGGAAUUCUCCGGGUUCGGGGCGUCCCCCACCUGUGCCAGGUGUGUGGGCGUGGCCGGGCCCACGCCGGGGGGCACCGGGACCCCCAAAAUCCGGGCGGGGCCCCAAAAUUGGGGGGGCUGGGGGAGGUGCAGGAGGAAGAGGAGGAUGAGGAAGAAGAAAUGGAGGGGACAGACCCCCCCAAAAUGCCGGGAGACCCCGAGGACCCGGAUGGAGGAGGGGAGGUGCCCCCAAACCGGACCCCGACUCCCGCUGGCGACAAGGGGGACCCCGAAACUUCGGGGGAGUAGUUUAGGAAUCGGGGAGACCCCAAAAUUCCCCUCGGGACCCCCAAAAUUUCCCUGCGACCCCCAAAACUCCUCCCCCCUCAUGUACAGGCCGAUUAAAGCUGUUUGCUGACCCCCCCCCCCCAUG